CUGUGACUUCUGCAGGGCCGGUCAUGGUGUUUUAGGAAUAAAAGGGAUCUGCUAGCACGUCCACGUCACUUUUUCCUUCGCUUGCAGCCGCCGUCUCAGCUUAUCUGAGUGCUAUUCCAGCCUCCACUCAUAGGAGGCAGGGCCAUGCAUACUUUACGAGGUAAUGCUUUUUCUCGGCGAUCACUGCAUAGCUGUGACACGUGCCCUGGUCGCGUGAACAUCCUCCAUCUAGCUCCAGUACCCAAAUUACCUGCUGGAAGUAACAUUCAAAAGCGCGAGGGGGCAGUAAAAAUGGCUGCUGCAGCAGCUGCAUCUACCCCGGCGAGUGUGCCGGUGGACACAACCCUCAAUCCUCUGGUCGCGUCCGUAAAGCCGUCGAAAACCAUGGCGCUGACGGAUCUUGCAACUUCAAUGAAGGAGUCCGGCAUUGACGUCAUCGGUCUGGCUGCGGGCGAGCCCGAUUUCGACACGCCCACCGCCAUCGUGGAGGCGGGCGUGCAGGCGCUGCGCUCCGGACACACGCGCUACACGCCCAACACCGGCACCACUGCGCUGCGGAAGGCCAUCUGCAAGAAGCUGCAGGAGGACAACGGUUUGUCGUACAGUCCGGAUGAGAUCGUUGUGAGCAACGGCGCCAAGCAGUCCAUCUGGCAGGCGGUGCUGGCGACCGUGUCACCGGGGGACGAGGUCAUCAUCCCCGCCCCCUACUGGGUCUCCUACACCGAGAUGGCUCGCCUGGCCAACGCCACCCCCGUGGUGGUGCCCACGGGCCCGGAGGAGGGCUUCCUCAUGAGCCCGGAGAAGCUGGCGGCGGCACUCACCCCCCGCAGCCGCCUGCUCAUCCUCUGCACGCCAUCCAACCCCACCGGCGCGGUGUACCCCAAGGAGCACCUGGAGGCGCUCGCUGCCGUGGUUGCCGCGCACCCGCGGCUGCUGGUGCUGUCAGACGAGAUCUACGAGUACAUCACAUACGCGCCCGCGCAGCACGUGUCCUUCGGGGCGCUGCCCGGCAUGUGGGAGCGCACGCUCACCGUGAACGGCUUCUCCAAGGCCUACGCCAUGACCGGCUGGCGCCUGGGCUACCUGGCCGCCCCGCGCCACUUCGCGCGCGCAGCCGCCAUCAUCCAGUCGCAGUCCACCAGCGGCGCUUCGUCCAUCAGCCAGCAGGCGGCGCUGGCGGCCCUGGCACUGGGUCCGGGCGGCGGGCAGCCGGUGCAGGACAUGGUGGCCGCGUUCAGGGAGCGGAGGGACUACGUGUCCUCCCGCCUGCGCUCCAUCCCCGGAGUCAACCUGGCUGAGCCCGCCGGCGCCUUCUACGUGCUACCCGAGAUGAGCGCGUUCUUCGGGCCCGGGGCGCGCGCGGAGGGCUUUGGGGAGGUGCCCGACUCGGACACCUUCUGUCGCUACCUCAUUGAGAAGGCACAUGUUGCGGUGGUGCCGGGUGACGCCUUCGGCGCCGACAGCUGCAUCCGCAUCUCCUACGCGGCGUCCAUGGAGACCCUGGGCAAGGCACUGGACCGCAUCUCCGCCGCCCUGGACCCCCAGGUUUACACCCGGCGGGAGGGCUGCAACUAGGGUUUUGGGAAGACUGGGAUCCCGCAGGUGCAACUAGGGUUUUGGGAAGACUGGGAUCCCGCAGGCGAACACGUGGCUUCCACGAUGGGGACAGCUGGGAACAGAUUCAUCUUUCUUCCGGAAAGAUGACGCUGCGUUCCUGUACUCGCGGCCAGGUUUCGUGAUACAUCUUGUCGCGGCUAGGCUUGUUGUAGAUAUGUGUUUCGAGGACGCCUGCAGCCUCCUGUCGCCGGCUGCGCUGAAGCAAUGUAAACAUGGGAUGUAGCUCUGGGGUGCCGGGCUCCUCUGCGUUUGCGGUGUGUGCCAAGGCAGUGGCGGAUGGGUUGAAUGAAUACGUCAACAGGGCGGUGAGCAGGGUUGUUAUGUGUAAGCGUACGUAAGAGAGGUCGGUCGAUGGCGAUGGUAAAUUGGUAUUGGUGCUUGUGAGUUCAGGUUGGUAAUGCAGGAUGGUGAAGGACUGACCCAUAGGUGGAGCUUCAUAACAGCUCUGUCCUCGGGCGCGCGAAGAUGUUUUGGCUAAGGUGACAGGAUUGAGCCGCUGGAGGCUGGGGUUGGGGUGACUCUGGCUCCGGAAUUUGGAACGGUUGUUUUGCCGUGGGUAGUCCGUGUGCGGCACCUUUCAGUCUUUGCUUAAUUAGCUAGACGUGCCUUGCGACUACAAACAUAGGGCUUGACUGCAGACCUGGGACGGGGGCUUUGUCAAAUGUGUCCCUAAGGAAUUCUCUGUGGUGGCCCCUGUGCACAGGGUUGUCGAAACUGUGGUUAAAACGGUAACUGGCGGGAUGCCACGUUGCGCCACAGGCCCAAAGAUAAUUCCAGAUGACAGAGCGUCGCCAAUGGGUGCUAUGAGGUGUGGUUGAGGCGUCUAUGAAUGCAAGCUGUGUCCGUUGCCGUGCAAAAUACUCUAC
Molecule: messenger RNA, 2483 nt
Organism: Astrephomene gubernaculifera
Lineage: Eukaryota; Viridiplantae; Chlorophyta; Chlorophyceae; Chlamydomonadales; Astrephomenaceae
Source: the annotation of a GenBank genome assembly